AUGGCCGCACUCAGUCCGAAGCCGACCAUUGCCGGUCUGGUGACUGCUGGUCUGCUGCUCGCUCGUCAAGUGAGCGGCCAGUGCUUUCAGCUCACAGGCUCAGCGGCCUGUCCCGCUUUCACGACGCAGUACAUCAAUCCGACCAAUCUGUCGGGGUCUUGGCCGUUCUUUACCGCCGUGACCGAUGUCAACUCGUUCGACACUGCCUUUGAUGCCUACCUGACCGAUCCCAAUCAGUUCAGGCAGACCAAGUAUGUCGACCAGCUCGGGUGUCCGGCUUCUGCGGCAUCGGAAGCCACCGAUUUCACACUUCAGUGGACGCGGACAUACCUUUGCGGCGAGUUCACCCAGAUCAGCUAUACCGCUGGCUGUUACACUGGCACCAACGUCGUGCGAACGAUGACCUGCCAAGAUACUUGCGUUGCCUUUGCAGACGCAGAGAACACGCUCGUCAAUAACUCCGCGGUCUGCCCAAGCAAUUCGCUCUCGACAGCCGCAAGAGACGCUCGGCUUACGCAAGAUUUCACUUCCUGCACGGAUUGGCCGUCACUCACGUCGACCAACUACUCACUGUGUGUCAAGGGAUCGACCAACGAAGGCAAUUGCGGCUUCGGCACGUCUACGAGUCAGCUGUGCAACUACUGCAAUCCUUCCCUAUCCUCUUCUGGUGAAGUCGAUUCUUGCUGCACCGGCACGAACACAGACAUCACCUCGUGCGGCUUCGUUCUCGCUGCAUCACAGGUCACCACGUCAGUGUAUCCUACCGCGACCGUGCCCAGUUCAGCUUCAGCCGCUGCCAGCCUUUCCAGCGCCGUCGCGUCGCUCAGCUCUGCGGCCAGUGCAGCAGCUGCCGCUGCUGCCACUGGUACUGCCGGAAGCGGCGGCUCAGGCUCUGCUGGCGCAGGCUCGGACAAUGGUGGCACAGCCACGUCGACGGGCGGCAGUGGGCUGUCAUCGGGCGCGAAGGCAGGCAUCGGAGUGGGUGCCGCCAUCGGUGCCCUCAUCCUGCUCGCUCUUCUUUUCUUGCUCUGCUCUCGCAUGCGCAAGCGCAACAAGUCGGGCUAUCGCGAUUCGGAAGCCUCGAUGCUCGGCGUCGGCGGAGGGCCGAACAACUCGAGUCAUCCCUCCUCUGGCGUGCUUGCUGGCGGUGCCAUGGCAGAGAAGGACCUCGAGAAGCCCAUUCUCACCAAGAAGAGUACUCAAACAUCGAGCUCUAAGGACGCUCCGUCUACUGCCGCGACGACGCCCUCUGGCAUUGGCGAGAAGGGCUCUAAGCCGAACAGCUUGAAAGACCCAUUCUCGGACGCAGCAGCAGGCGCGUUCGGCGGAGGCGCAUUGGCAGGAGCAGGAGCUCUGGCUUUGCAUGAGAAGGACAAGGACGAGAAGCAUGAUACAGAUUCAUCAGGUGAAGACCGACCUGUCUCUGGCGCGACAAACACGACUGGUUCGAGCAACGAAGGACGAAGCUUGGUCGCAUCGUACAGAGAUCAAUAUUCUGCGACUGAUAUCACACCAGGCAGCGAGGUCGUCGCGAUCUACGCGUAUAAUCCGAAUCUGCCGGACGAGCUCAAGCUUGAGCCAGACACUGUCAUCGUCGUUCGAAAGAUUUUCGAUGACGGAUGGGCAGUGGGCAGCAUCAAGGGUGCUGCGCCGACCGAAGGACCCAAGGAGGGCGCCUUCCCGCUCGUCGUCUGUUGUGCAGCCGGAUCAGACGCAGCCGACGGACUCUCAAGCUCGUCCUCGCUCUCGGAUCCCACCAGCCGAUCUUCGUCGUUCCAUUCUGCUAGUCAGCAGACGCCUGCAGCUACGCCUGGCUCACAGGAGGGCGGCGGCAAUGGCUUCUUCUCCAACUUGCUGGGCACAGGCAGAAGAUAA
Mixia osmundae IAM 14324 is the source of this 1875-nucleotide messenger RNA. RefSeq lists its product as uncharacterized. Bases 1 to 1875 code for a protein of 624 amino acids. The record is from RefSeq and is a predicted model, not a curated record. NCBI's taxonomy places the organism in Eukaryota, Fungi, Basidiomycota, Mixiomycetes, Mixiales, Mixiaceae. The transcript is spliced from 5 exons. Gene Ontology annotation, molecular function: protein binding.